Molecule: messenger RNA, 1167 nt
Organism: Thamnophis sirtalis
Lineage: Eukaryota; Metazoa; Chordata; Lepidosauria; Squamata; Natricidae
Source: RefSeq, a predicted model, not a curated record
AUGGCCACCAAAGUCCAUCAAAAUGAAACUUCUCCCAAGAAGGUGAUUCAGAAUUCUGGAAUCCUGGAAUUUGAAUAUCCACAGUUGUCUUCUUUAGAAGCUGAAUCUCUUGAAACCGGCAUUAGAAUGCAGGAAGAAGAGAAUGAAGGACCCAGGUGCCAAUCCCGUUCUAGCAGCCAAGGAGAAUGUGAUUUAGGAAGUCUGGUGGGGCAGGCCAAGUCCUAUCCAGACCACCAUCUUGGCUCUGCAAUGGCCAACCGGAGGCUUCUGGAAAGAGCACAAGCGGACAAAAAACGGGGCCUUCAGCUUUCUUUCUCUCCACUUAGGCGCCAGUAUCUGAAGAAGAUCAUUGCCGAAUAUGAAGCCUUGGAUAUGGAAAUGCCUUGCAUCCGCAAGUUUCCUCGGCCGCCUGCUGCCCGACCCCUUUGCCUUUGUUUGGAGAACCCGCCUGAAAAGGAGAUGACGCAUGCUGAAAUCCUGGCAGCCAUAGAAGCUGUCAUCCCCAAUGCCUUUGAAGCAGGUCUGCUACACAGCAUCCAAUUUGAAAACAUCAAUGUAAUCUGUGGAACUGCUGGGCGGAAGAACAGGUGGCUGAUCACGGUAUCAGAUUUCCGAACUCGGAAUCAGCUGUUAUGUUCUGGAUUAACCUUGGGUGAAAACCAUUUUGUGCUGCGACGCUGGGAUAACCUGGUAAUGGAGGACUAUCGCAUGCACCUUCGAAGGUCCUUAGCCCGCCAGCGUCUGCUGGACACACUCAGUGAUUCCUGGGAAGCCAGUCACUUGGAUGGCAUCUGACCCCUAGGAAGGAUAUGAAUCCAAAGCCAAGCAAAACAUGAUGAUGAUGUCCUGCUUUUGGAUUUAUCUACUUUUUCUUUUUUUUAAGUUAGGAGAAUGUUUCCCCUGAAAGCUUACAUUCCUGGCUUUUAUUCUUGGUCUUUCUAAUCACACAUUUGGAAAGAGAGUGCCCCCUAGAGGACCUCUGAAAUAUAUAUUUUCUGCUUUGCCUGCCUGUCUCCAAAGUACACAACCUUGGAAAGAACUGUCACACCUUUGUGGGUGAGUCUGUGGGAAGAUUUAUUUUCCAAAAUGCUGUUACUAUUUCACAAUGAAACUGUGGAACAAGACAGUCUUUUUAAUUGUGUGAAAAGCAGAAAAGUUUAGGACAAU